AAAUGUCUGAUUUAGCUGUAACAGAUCAUGAAAACUUUGCAAAUAAUAAAAUGCCAAAUCUUGGUUGUGAGAUUGAAGAUUUCCAGCAUUACACGUGGCAAAUCACUGGUUGGGGAAAUCUGGAUGAAUGGGUAAUAAGUCCUGAAUUUAUUGCUGGAGGUUGGAGAUGGCGUAUUUUGCUUUAUCCUUUUGGAAAUAAUAAUGUUGAUUUUGUAUCAAUUUACCUGGAUACUGCUACUAAUGGAGCACCUAAUGGUUGGCAUUCCUGUGCACAGUUUGCUUUGACCUUAUGGAAUUCAGAAGAUCCAACAUUAUAUGUUUGUCACACUGCAAACAACCGUUUUAAUGCUGAAGCACCGAAUUGGGGAUAUCCACAGUUUUGCGAACAGCGUAAUUUGUUUGUUCCAAUGGAAAAUCAAACUCGUCCUCUAAUCGAAAAUGAUUCGUGCAAUAUCACAGUUUUCGUUCGUGUUAUUAAGGACCAAACUGGCUUUCUCUGGCAUAAUUUUAAAAAUUAUGACUCAAAACGAGAAACUGGUU
Molecule: messenger RNA, 540 nt
Organism: Racocetra persica
Lineage: Eukaryota; Fungi; Glomeromycota; Glomeromycetes; Diversisporales; Gigasporaceae
Source: the annotation of a GenBank genome assembly